Messenger RNA from Myxocyprinus asiaticus (Chinese sucker), 903 nucleotides. RefSeq lists its product as uncharacterized. The coding region runs from base 29 to 844 and encodes 271 amino acids. The transcript is spliced from 5 exons. Gene Ontology annotation, cellular component: membrane. The record is from RefSeq and is a predicted model, not a curated record. Gene Ontology annotation, biological process: regulation of cell differentiation. Lineage: Eukaryota; Metazoa; Chordata; Actinopteri; Cypriniformes; Catostomidae.
AGGAUUCCUCAGGAAAUAUGGGGGCUUCAUGUUCAAGCAAUGGAAGGAAAAGUAUCUGCUGUUGACGGUGGAAGGACAUUUGAUGGUGUGCAAAGAUGCAGAUUCACCACCUGACCAAGUGGUUGCGCUUCAGAGUAACUGUGAGUCCAUUGUGGAAGGUAAAGAAAUCCUGGACUUGCCGCGUUUGCCCCCUGGAGGCCGCAGAGACAGCUGCUUUGCCCUCAUCCUGCCCCAAGACAAAUUCCUCCUUCUGCUCUCAGACAGCCCUGAUGAGUACAGUCAAUGGCUGAAGUUACUAAGGAAGGUGAAGGAGGGUGUGACAUCACCGCUUGCGCUGAAGAGGCAGCAGAGCAUCACGCCCUGCAUUACAGACAGAGAGCCGCUUCCAGAUAUGUCCAGUGAUAAUGACCCCUCAUCCCCCCACCUCAGCGACAAGGCCAUGAACUCCCCACAUGUUCGCUCCAGAGAAAACUCCUUCAGACACAGAGGCAGCAUAAACCAGCGCCCUCCCCGCAGCCCCACUAUAGCUCCACCCCUUCGAUCUGCAGACUGUCUGCGCCAUGGAAACAGCAGUGAUGCACGGGCGGUGAGGGCGGUGUGUCUUCUGAUGGGCGGGGCAGCUGCAUCCUCAGCGCUGGGUUACCUGAGCUCCUGUCCACCCGGCUCCUCUAACAUGGCUGUCCAUGCUCCCGACAUGACCCAUUCAACAGCUUUCUCUGAGAUGGGUGGAGGCAGUCCUUACCAUACCUGCAGUCAGGCCAUAGAGUCGCCACAUUUUAACAGCUUCGAUUUUGAAGGGGACUCUGAUUUUGAUGCUUUUGACUGUGGAGGGUUUGCCUUUUAAUGGAGUUAAUUUAGAGAAAUAGGUUUGACUUUUAACCACAGGGUCCCCACGGUUAUGGA